Molecule: messenger RNA, 491 nt
Organism: Vitrella brassicaformis
Lineage: Eukaryota; Vitrellaceae
Source: the annotation of a GenBank genome assembly
AUGCGGGAGGGACGGCGGCGGUGUCAAAGCAAUAUUGACGUACGCUGAGAGGGCUCACAAACAGACAAACAGACAGACAGACAGACAGACAGGCAGGCGCCGACAGGGUGCACAAAUGGCAUUGUGUAUAUGUCGUGUUUGACGAGGAGGAUGACGAUGACGAGGAAGAUGACGAGGAAGAUGGCGAAGAAGAAGGCGGGGACGACGAGGAGGAGGCCGAGGAGCCUGAGACCUUCCAGGUCGCUUCACUCGUCUACGCCUGUGUCGCCAGGGAGCUGCUGCAGACUUCACAGAAGCUGCUCUUCUGCCUGGUGGGGGAAAUGGUCCGCUGGACGGCAACCCGGCAAGUGCUGAGGCGCGUCCUGCAGACGGCGAUGGCGUCACUGGUGCAGCAGUCCGUCACCAUGGCCCGGCAGGGAGGCAGCGGCAUCGCAGUUGACGAGACACGGGGUGAUGGAGACACGGGAGGAGGAGCGAGACAACGGCGUUGA